AUGAAGUCCAUCUUCUUCAGCCUUUCUCUGCUCCUCCUUCUGGAGAAGCAAGCAGCUGGGAUAGGAAUCUACGGUGAGACAAAAGGACACUUUCUAGUAAAAACGUCCCCAGUUGUAUAUUUCCAGAAAGACCAUUUCCAGUAUGGGUCCAGAAGAGCACAGGAGGAUGGAGCUGAAGAAAGCAGUUUUGAGCAAACUAAGCACCGUGUGUAUGGCCAGGAUGCUGAUGCUGACCUGGGAGAGACUCAGAGCUCACAGCAACAGACAGGUGUAAGCGAAGACAUAGCUUGUAAUGAAGAAGACAAGAUUAGCCAACAAAAAUCCCGACUUCAGUCCCAUUCACAAAUAAAAUCCCAAACACAAGUAAAAUCCCACGUAGCCCAGGUGAAGUCCCAAACAGGCCAGCUCAAGACCCUAGGCCAGGUGAAAUCACAAAUCAAGCUGAAAUCCCACAGAGCCCCUCUGAAAUCCUCCCAGGCAUCACAAACUCUCCAGGAAGCCUUUCCUCAGCAAAUCAAGGGCAAAGCACAUGCCCUGGAUGAAGACCAGGCCCAAGUGCGUCAGCAGCAUAAAAUGGUUCACAGGCUCAAAAGCAGGCUUGGCUGGGCCAAGAGAGCAGCAGAGUUCCUUCCGUAUUUCAGACAGCACUUCCAAGGCUAUGAUGAGUAUUUUGUGCAGUUUCAAGGACAACUGCAGGGUGGAAUUCAUCCCACAAAGCCUUUCCACCAAGCUCAACAGACGUGCUACUGUCCAAACGGAGAGUUAAUCCUGUAUCAAGACGCCUUCACAGAAUAACACGUUCCCUAUCGGUCAAGGCCAGGACACAAUUAGAGGUAAGUGUCUCAGCAGGCGGGAGAGCUACCUACCCAGUGUUUGUAGGUGGAACACAGAGGACUGCCUGGGCCCAGUGUGAGAUUGGUAGUGAGGCCCACAGCAAUGGAUGUGCUGACAGCAAAGUGUGUGGAGCUGAGCUCCAUUCUCUGUGAAGCAAGC
Molecule: messenger RNA, 993 nt
Organism: Alexandromys fortis (reed vole)
Lineage: Eukaryota; Metazoa; Chordata; Mammalia; Rodentia; Cricetidae
Product: seminal vesicle secretory protein 3A-like
Exons: 2
Coding region: 1-795 (264 amino acids)
Biological process (GO): sperm capacitation
Cellular component (GO): extracellular exosome
Source: RefSeq, a predicted model, not a curated record